UUUGACGUCAAGCUAUUAGCUUCCCAACGACAUGUUUAUUGUUCGAGCAGCAGGAUUAUGUCCUAAACUAGUGUUUAGGUUUGACUAGUCCAAUCACCCCAUAGUUAUCUGUUCCUAAUAUAUAAAUUGCCAUUUGCAGGCAAGUAUUGCACGAGAAGGACAAAUCAGCUCACGAGGGGCCACACUGACAACCAGGGAAGUAUCUUACAGGCAGAGCCACAUCAUCUGGCACCACCAUCACAAUAAUAGGCUAGUUGAUUACAUAAGCAUCACUUAGGACAGCCGCAUCAGCGGGCAACUACAACAAAGAUGGGGAACAGUGCAAUCAAAGCCCAUCUGGAAAACUCACAGAAGACCGGGAUCUUUCAGCUGACAGGGAAAGGUCUCCCCGAGUUCCCCGAGGAGCUCCAGAGGUUGACUGGAAACCUACGGACUGUAGAUCUGUCUUCCAACAAGAUCGAAGUGCUGCCUGCCGCCAUAGGAAACUUCCUUCAGAUGAAGAGUCUGACUUUAAACUGUAAUAAACUCACAAGUCUCCCAGAUGAAAUUGGGAAGCUUAAGAAACUAGAGACCCUUUUGCUGAACGGGAACCAACUGACGCAACUCCCUAGCACCGUAGGACAGUUGAAAGCAUUGCGCACCCUCAGCCUGUCUGGGAACAAGUUCCGGGAGUUUCCUGGCGGCCUCGGCUCCCUACGACACCUGGACGUCCUGGACCUGUCCAAGAACCACAUCCAGGCUGUGCCUGCUGAGGUAGCGGCCCUGCAGGCCAUUGAGAUCAAUCUCAACCAGAACCAGAUUUCAGUUGUGUCUGCGGAGGUGUCCACCUGCCAGAGGCUAAAGGUGCUGAGACUGGAGGAGAACUGUCUGGAGCUUGCCUCCAUCCCUGUGUCCAUCCUCACCAACUCCCAGGUGUCUCUGCUCUCUGUGGAGGGCAACCUGUUCGAGGUGAAGAAUAUGCGGGACCUGGAAGGGUAUGAGAAGUACAUGGAGCGCUUCACUGCAACCAAGAAGAAGUUUGCCUGAAGAAUAGAGAGAGGAGCGUCCCCCUGAGUGCAGCUUGUGCAGUACACACAAGCACCCUCCCUAGUGGUUGUCUUACUACAGUAUAUAUGGCUUCUGCACUACAGCAACAGGUUACAACAGAGCACUGAUUGAGAGCACGCUAUGAUCUGUGUAUGACAGUAACAGGAUACCAUGGAUGGUUAUAGAGAACUAUGUGAACAGUGGACGAUAGACAGUGCAUUCACUUACGAUAUUCAUAGAAAUUGCAUCUUGAAUACUAAGCUACUAAUUUUUGACAAAAACCUAAGCAGGUUAUACUUAAAUAGUACAGUGGGCAAAAAUGUCCCUCUACAUACAUUGACUUUUAACUGCAUCUAAAUUAUCAAACACUACAAUUGUUGCAGAAGGCAAACUCCUCGGUUCAGUAUCAGGUGGUGUUGUUUUGCCUGUCAGAGAUAGCAUUUGUCCCGUGACCAGCAAGCGAAUGAAAACUGUAGUACAGAUUUAACAGAAUGUCAAAGCAGUGACAAUUGCACUACAUAGACCCAGAAUGAGAUAAUUAUUUUAAAGCUCCUUUUUGCAUUAAGGCUUACCCUGUGGAUCUGGAAUGGGAUGUCACAUUUGUUCUGUCGCUCUGGUCCAGAGUGUUUAUUUUCAGCUGAGGAAGUCUCUGCAUCAGCAUGCCGCACAUAACUCCUUGGACCAGAGCUAGAUUUUCUGGUGCGAGAAUGAAGAAAACCACAGCCUAAAUGUAAACAAAUCUAUACUGAACAAAAAUAUAAACGAUUUUAUUGAGUUACAGUUCAUAUAAGGAAAUCAAUCAAUUUAAAUAAA
Messenger RNA from Coregonus clupeaformis (lake whitefish), 1839 nucleotides. RefSeq names its product leucine-rich repeat-containing protein 57. The record is from RefSeq and is a predicted model, not a curated record. Lineage: Eukaryota; Metazoa; Chordata; Actinopteri; Salmoniformes; Salmonidae. The transcript has 6 exons. Bases 310 to 1026 code for a protein of 238 amino acids. Gene Ontology annotation, molecular function: protein binding.